AUGGCUCACCUCGAUGUAGAGGCUCUUUUGGAUGCGGCCGCGAACGGCGACAGCGGCCCGAAAGGACAGAAUGGGAAAUCCGAGACGCUGCUGAACGGCCACGGAUCAACGAAUGCUGAUGACGCCGACAAGUAUGCCAACGGAAAGAGCCACAGCAAUGGCGGCCGCAGUCCCGACGAAAACGGCCGCAGCCGGCAUCGCACGCGAAGCCGCAGUCCCGAGCGCGAAGAAGACCGAGAGCGCGAUCGUAGACGGCGGGAUCACCGCAGUCACAGUCCGCGCAGCGAAGCCGGCAGCCACAAGAGCAGCAGGCGUAGAAGCCGGAGCAGAGACCGGGAGCCGCGCGCGGGUCGAAACUCACGGCGCCGGAAUCGAGGGCGCGGUGGUGGCGGUCGUGGUGGCGACGAUGUGAUGGACGGCGAUCAUUACUCCUCCCGGAACGGACGCUCGCGAUCACGGUCUCCGAACCGAUACUACCGCCCGCGCGACUCGCGACGCGACCGUGAUGAUGACCGCGGUGGCCGGCGACGCGACGACCGGGAUUCUGACCGCAGACGGCGCGACCGUUCGCCCCAUUCCCGCGACACCUCGAUGCCGCCGCUGACUGAGGACGAACGCGACCGGCGGACCGUCUUCGUGCAGCAGCUGGCCGCAAGACUGCGCACGCGCGAGCUGAAGGACUUUUUCGAGAAGGCUGGGCCCGUGGCCGAAGCCCAAAUCGUCAAAGACCGUGUUAGCAACCGAUCCAAGGGAGUUGGCUACGUUGAAUUCAGAAGUGAAGAGUCCGUCACGGCUGCUCUUCAGCUCACAGGUCAGAAACUGCUAGGUAUCCCUGUCAUUGUGCAGAUGACGGAAGCCGAGAAAAACCGACAAGUACGUAGCACAGCAGAAGCGACGAGCAACGGUAACUCUACCGGAGUGCCCUUCCACCGUCUGUACGUGGGCAACAUCCACUUCAGCAUUACCGAGUCCGACCUACGCAACGUAUUUGAACCGUUUGGCGAGCUCGAAUUUGUCCAGCUGCAAAAAGACGACACUGGCCGCAGCCGUGGCUAUGGUUUUGUGCAAUUUCGUGACUCUGACCAGGCUCGUGAGGCACUGGAGAAGAUGAACGGCUUUGAUUUGGCAGGGCGCCCCAUCCGAGUUGGUCUCGGAAACGAUAAGUUUACCCCAGAGUCAACUGCGAAUCUGAUGAAGGGGUUCCAAGGUCGCGACCAGCAGCAGCAGCAUCAAGGCUCUGCCUUCUCCGGCUCUGGCGGCCGGGGCCAAAAUGCGAGCAACUUUGACCGUGCCGGUGGCCGGGACAACGACAAAGGUAGUGGCGCGGGUGCUCUAGAUGACACUGACGUUGCUGGCGUCAAUUUCAAUAACUACAGUCGAGACGCCCUCAUGAGGAAGCUCGCUAGGGCCGACGAUUCUUCUGCCAACGGUACAGGUGGUGGCAGCACCUCGGCUGCGGCUGAUGAGCAGCAGCGACCGAUUCUGAAACCCCGGACAGAAGCAAAACCGCUCCCGGUUAACGUGAAUAUGGCAAGCCGAUGUGUGGUCCUGCACAACAUGUUUGACACAUCCGAAGAAGAGGGCGAAGAAUGGAUCAAGGAGCUGGAAGACGACGUCCGCCAGGAAGCCGAAGAAAAAUACGGUCAUGUGGUUCACGUUGCUUUAGAUCCGAACUCGAUCGGCGAUAUCUACCUGAAGUUCGACAAGGUCCAGGGCGGCGAGAAUGCCAUCAAGGGCCUGAACGGCCGCUAUUUCGGUGGUCGCAUGAUCACGGCUGCACCGGUUGUGGAUGCCGUCUACAGUAGUUUGUUCUCUCGCACAAAGGCGAUCUAA
Messenger RNA from Grosmannia clavigera kw1407, 1833 nucleotides. RefSeq names its product RNA splicing factor. Gene Ontology annotation, biological process: mRNA processing. Gene Ontology annotation, cellular component: nucleus. The coding region runs from base 1 to 1833 and encodes 610 amino acids. The transcript is spliced from 3 exons. Gene Ontology annotation, molecular function: RNA binding. Lineage: Eukaryota; Fungi; Ascomycota; Sordariomycetes; Ophiostomatales; Ophiostomataceae. The record is from RefSeq and is a predicted model, not a curated record.